UGUGUUUUGCUUCCAGUGGUAAAGAGCUCUGACGGUGCGCGCACUUGUAUCGGGCUCCAGGCGAUCGAUACUCCGAAGUGUGAGUUGUGUUUUAGGAGAGAAAGAACGUAUUGGUUAACGAUCUGCAUCGCUGUUGGUCAGUGCUAGGACCUGGCCUUUCAGCCAUGAUAGUAUGUCCCGUGUUGUAGUUGAAGGGACUGUGUCACUGUAGUGAGCUAUUCUUACAUGGAACAAGCGGAGUACAUUUCAUUAAUGUUAUUUAAAAUGUGAUCAAACAUGGAGGAGCAGUCUAUCUGUAUCCUGUUGAUUUCUGUUUUACUUGCCUGUACAAUCAUAGAUGUUGAAGCCAUUGGUUGUUUUGUUUGUACUUCCAUCAACCACAAAGAACCAGAAUGUGAAGACAUGUUCAACAACACUGGAAAAUAUUAUCAAGAUUCCUGCUGGGCACCUCGCAAAGGAAGAAUCGGAAAAUUUCCAGGGACCAAAUGUAUCAAGAUGAUUGCAGAGGACGAAUCCACCAAGUACUCAGUUGUGGUUCGUGACUGUGUGGUUGAUGAUGGGGGAACUAAUUCAGAGACAGAAAUCGGAAGACAGAGCCACUGUGGCUGGAUGCGUGUACUCAAAUUCAACGACAAGACAUUACGAGGAUGUAUUCUCAACUGUGAUAAAGAUGCAUGUAACCAUGGGAACAGAGUUGAAACAGAUCUCAUUUUGUCACUUGUGGCUGCUGUGACAUUAUUAAUAUUGUUCACAAAAAGACUUUCAUGACAAGUUCAAGAGCAGACACAGAGGAAAUGUAGACCAAAAAUAAUAGUUUGCCGAUCAAGCUAAAAUCUUGUAGGGAGCUGAAUUCUAUUUACUAACAUUAUUAUUAUUGAUAAUGCAUUUAUAGUGAUUAAAUUGAUGAACACUAUUUUAAAAGCACAAUGAUGCAUCAAUCAUCUUGAUUUGUCCAGGUAGCCAUAGUCACCCCUAGGGCUAAAACAAUAAUAUAUAUUUUUUCUUUGUUUUUUAAUCGCAAUGUGAAAUUAUUCAAACCUAUAGAUGUGUAUGAUUAGGCUUUAUUGUAAUAAAUUCUUCUACAAAUUGAAUUAACUUAUUUGUUUAGCGAUAGGAAAUAAAGCAAAACGUUUCCAAACAUUUUUUUUUAUAUAAAUUGUUAUUUUAAACUACUUAAUACUAGUCCAUUAUUUUAUUGCCAAUUUAAGUAUAAAUAUUAUUUUAGAGUUACAUAUUACAAUGGUUUUCCUCUUCUAUUGUUAUUAAAAGGACUUUCUUUAUUUAAAAAAAAAUAUGUUACUCAUUAUUAAAACUAAAGCAUUUUUAAAUCUUGUCAAAAUAAUGGUAUUUUGUAACUUUCUACAAAAUUAUAUUUUUUAAUCCUUUUGAAUUGAGAUUUUUUAAUUAACUAAUUGCUCUUCAAAAAUAAGAAACUUUGCAUUACAUAAAUUUGUAUAUCAUACUUUUAAUAUUGCACUAUAAGUAGUUAGCAUUUUUUUUCUUGUACUUCAUACAUUUAUCUAUUUUCUAUUAAUGGGUAACAAGUGCUUGAAUGAAACAAAUUUCAUGACUGUCUUUAGACAGAUGGCUCUGAGUGACUAAGGUGUUUUACACUUGAACUGAAUAACAUGUAUUUUUUAUUUCUUGUUUUGUCUUCACAGGAUUUGAUGGAUAAUCUUCACUUCAUACUAUUUUAUAAAAUGCUAAUAAUUUUUGUAUUAAAGCUGGUUGACAUGUAACAUAAGAAUGUUGGUAAAAACUGUGAGCUUUGAAAACAUGUAAUUGUAUAUCUUAUAGAUAUCUUACAAUCUAAAAGAUUCCUUGAAAAAAAACAAAGAAUUUGUCACCAUGCAAUAAUUU
This is a messenger RNA of Biomphalaria glabrata, 1860 nucleotides long. RefSeq lists its product as uncharacterized. Gene Ontology annotation, biological process: positive regulation of voltage-gated potassium channel activity; sleep; regulation of synaptic transmission, cholinergic. The record is from RefSeq and is a predicted model, not a curated record. The transcript is spliced from 4 exons. Bases 277 to 768 code for a protein of 163 amino acids. Lineage: Eukaryota; Metazoa; Mollusca; Gastropoda; Planorbidae.